Messenger RNA from Orbicella faveolata, 2359 nucleotides. RefSeq lists its product as uncharacterized. NCBI's taxonomy places the organism in Eukaryota, Metazoa, Cnidaria, Anthozoa, Scleractinia, Merulinidae. The record is from RefSeq and is a predicted model, not a curated record. Gene Ontology annotation, molecular function: GTP binding.
ACAACGCUCUGUUCAGCCCAAAAGUGAGCUAAAGCGAAAGCAGAUAGAAAUUCGCGUCCGAUAUUUCGUUGUGAAACGCAGGAAAACAGUAGUUUAUACCACUAGUAUGUGAUAAUUUCUUACAAAGCGAACAUGGCUUACAACAAACAAAUAGAAGAUGAGGAAAUCACCCAGCUUUGUGGUCGAAUACUUGAAUACAAGAUCGGGGCUUACGAGGAGUUCCAUGAUGCAUUGGCUGGCGAGAUGGAAGGUUGUCGCCUGAAUGCUGCACUGUUUGGUAUGACUGGCUCAGGAAAAUCAGCUCUGAUUAACACUAUAUUCAGGUCACUAGGCAUUACACUGGAGCCGGCUGUAACUCAGAGCACUGGAAAGGAAGGUACGACGAUUUUGGACAGUUAUGUUGUUCCGGGAACCCAAUUUACGCUUUACGACACGCGUGGAUUCUUCGAGUUAGACAAGGCGGAAGAAGGAGAGCUGUUUCGCAUUUUAUAUGGAAUUGAGCGACCAGGAGACAAUUUGACCCGAGAUUACACGAGCACUAAUAAGGCAGAAGCCGCUGGAGCUGCUGCUUGCAGACUCGAGAAGCCGCCAAUAGCUGACCAGAUGCACGUGAUAUUGUGGGUUAUAAAAGCUAAUGAUAUCAGAUUUCAAACGGGAAAAUACCGAGAAAUCAUCAAGUUUGUUCAAUACCAGCUGAGAAAAGCAACAAUCAAGAUCAUCACCGUCAUCACAUUUGAUGACGAAAUCGCGAAAAAGCCGAAUGCCGAUGAAGAAAGAGAGAGGCUGAAGGAAGCAGCUAUUGAAGUCACUGGAAGCGACAAGAAAAACGGCGUGUUUAUGAUCGCCAACUCAGUGCGCGGACAAGAAUAUGAUUCAGUUUACAAGAAACGCGUGCUGGAGAUGCUGGAACAAGCAGCUAAGUGCGGAGAGCGAUCCAUAAGGAUGCGACAAACUACAAGAGAAAGCCCCAAGAAGCAGACACGGCAUUCCGAUUCUGAUGCUGGUGUCAAGUGCCCUGUAGAAAACACCGAGGAACCAGACUAUCCUGGUAAAAAAUGGUGGUCACUGCCACCAGACUUCCCUCACUGAAUGAAGUCUUGAAAACUAGCCUGUGUUACGGACGGAAAUUUAAUUCUAAUGAAUAAACACGGAACGUACAUUUCCUUCGUAACGCUAAUGAAGGCUAGCGAGAAUUGGAAAAUGCGAGAGAGAAGAUGUUUCGGCCGAUAAACUGAAUAGUGAGGAGAAUAGAGCCUCUAUUCUUCUCGCGAAACAUUCUGUUUCUCUCUCGAGUUUUCCCUUAGCGUUUGACAAUCCUUGUUGACAAGUUUUCAUUUUCAUUUCAAGAGAAAGGAGCAGAUGUUACAUCAUAUUAUCUUUACGACGAGAGUUUAGCUGAGACGGCCAUAACUUUGCUACAAUCCUUAUCGAUCUUUAGCUGAAUACUUACAUCUUUGCUCUUUGUUUUGCACUCACGAUUGUUUUUUAAUCUAGGCCCUUGUAAUUGUAACAUUGAACUAUGCCUGUUGAUGUUUUUUAGAAACUACAAAUACUGAUAGCUGUGUGCUAUACUGUGUAUUCUUUACUACUCACAGUGCAAACUCGAGGUAUACACCCUAUUCGAUGGUUUAGCAUAUAAUACGCGCCGAUAUUUUGCGUAGUAUUUUCCAAGCUCAGGGCUGGGGUGAGAAAAAAAUACCAGCGAUGAGCAAAAUGUGUGCGCAUGCGUUUAUUAGAUUUGAGCCACCGAAUAAAGGAUUUAUUGUUCCACUAUUAUGUAAUUUUCUAGUAUUUCGGCUUCUAGUUUUUGAAACAUAUCCUGCAUUAUCCGAAAAUCGUAGGCGCGUGCGAACUGACGAAAACAAAAUACGACCCUUCAGUACAAUACGGGUUCAUAUAUUUUGCUCGUUCUGUUGACCAAAUAGGGUAACAGUGGAAAAUUAUGAGGUUGAUGAGAGAAGAAGCUAUGAGUCAAAUUAAAGGACCUUCUAUCAAUAGAUAGUAACCUACAAUAGUGGGUGUGCUUGUAGCCAAUUAGAGUGGCAGGCUGUUAUCCGGGGUUACUCAAUGAGUUUGGCUGAUAUAAGUGUCCCUGAACGAUUCAAUAAAGCUUUAUUGUUCGUUUCAUUAUAUCGGAAAAUAUCUGUAACGUAGAGUUGCAUUACAACGAUUUUUUAACCUCAGGAGGGAAAAUUAAUUACAGGAAAAAAUUAAGAAUUCGGAAGUAAGAUGUGAUAAUAACCAACUUCGCGCCUAUUUUUUAAGUUUGUUGUAGUAGUAAGACCACUUUCUAAUUAACAUAAUUUCGUAGCAACAAUAAGCUAUUUGUAAAGUGAAAUAAUAAAUGUUAUCGCUGUUU